This is a messenger RNA of Ostrea edulis (European flat oyster), 1719 nucleotides long. Its product is annotated as cell death abnormality protein 1-like. The record is from RefSeq and is a predicted model, not a curated record. The transcript is spliced from 5 exons. NCBI's taxonomy places the organism in Eukaryota, Metazoa, Mollusca, Bivalvia, Ostreida, Ostreidae. The coding region runs from base 124 to 681 and encodes 185 amino acids.
AUGUUAUAUAGCUAAACUAUCAUUUAUCUAUCAUAUUGAUGCUGCAUACAUUGGAAUGAGAAUUUGAAGGAUAGAAGAAUAUCAACAUAUUUCAUUUGAUAAAAUCACUAGUAUCUGAUAUCAAUGGAUUUUAAUUCAUUUUCACAUUUCUUUUUGUGGUUUUUAUCUCCUUGUAUCACGUCUUCUGUCUCACAAUUAUGUGAAGGUCCUGACGGUAAAGGAUGCUGUAGUGGAUAUAUAUGGAAUGAAGCACAAAAUAACUGUACACGUUGCACGGAUGGCUUUUACGGUAGGGACUGUUCUAUACCUUGUCCAAAACCAUUAUUUGGCUGGGAUUGUCAAUUAAAUUGCAAAUGCAGCAGUGAAGACUGUCACCACGUGUAUGGUUGCAGGAAAACUCCAUCAGAAGAUUAUUCAUCAUUGCACAGCAGUGAAAUAUCCACCAUACCUGCAUCUGCUUCAAGUACAAUUUAUAACAAGGCUGCAACAGAGACUGCACCGAAAUCUACCAACGUCCCCCAUAUUGACAAAACAUGUCAUGAAGAGAGUGGAGACAUAAAUAAAAGCAAUUCGACAUCUUUAAUUGCGGGUAUUAUCAGUCUUCUGAUCGUUGCGGGAAUAUUGCUGAUCCUGUACGCAAUGGCUUAUUUACAUAAAUUCACCCGUAUAGUUCAAGAGUAAAAGCAUACUCUGAAAUGCUGAAACUUAAUAACACCCACGUUCAAUCAAAAUAUGACCGCAUGAAAUAUUUUAUCUCAACAUGUAUCUAAAAGAGCAAUAAUGCAAUGAAAUACUCAAGUUUUGUUCUAUUCAGAUUUCUUAUUUAUACUAAACAAGAAACACAUAGUACUAAUUUAUGGUGAAUCUUAUCAAAUAAUUUUUGAAACAUGUUUUGAUAAAGAGUGAAUGUUCCAAUUACUCAUAGUAGCAUUUGAUGUUAUUAUUUACUAGAAAAAAGAUUUGAUAUAAUUUGAGGACAGUAGAACGUGGUUUCAUAGAAUCUUAAAUCAGUCCCUAUAACUCUCGAGUGUUGUAAGUUCCUAUUGCAAGUGUUACAUCCACCAGUAGUCUAUCAAAUCCAGAGGUUCUUUAUAUUUUAUAGCAUUAUUAUUAUACGUAACCGCUUUUUAAGACUUGUCGUGUCUGAAUGAUGCUUACCGCAACGAUGCAAUUGGAUGAAUGGAAGCAGGUGUGUCAUCAUUUACAGUUGCAAGAUCUUUAUUUGUUGCACAAAGUACCAUAUCGCGCCUUUGGAGCAGAUAUCAACACCAUGGUUCAACAAAUGAUCGUCAUAGAACAGAUAAAUCACACGAUAUAUCAUCAGCACAGUAUCACGUCAUCUGGUUGCUUCAAUGUCAACGAUUCACAACAGCGCCAUACACCACAACUAUCAUUCUUGGGAUUUGUAGAAUGAAAAAUGAAAAGGGUGAAGAGAACAAAUACUGACCAAUCUCAAAAUUCUAAUUAGGAAUGCAAAUUCAGAGUAGGGCAAACACGGACUCCUUGAUACCAGAGGUGAGAAUAGGUGGCUAGGUGUAAGCAUCCUCUGUUGACCGAUCAUGCCAGCCAUCAUCUUGAUCGGGUAAACAAAGUAAUCCAUAGUCAAAUAUGUCUAUAAACAACCACCCCAGUUGGUAUAAAACAUGCCUGACAGCAUUUCAUCCAAUGGUAUUAUGUUUUAAUAAACAUUGUUAUAAAGAAACCAUGUACAGGUGAUAA